AUGCGGACGGAACACCCUUUCUCCUCGAACCCUCAAACUCAAUCAGAAUCUCCAGCCAUGUCGAAACAUACCAUCACCCCAAUCGACAAGAACUGGACUUUCAAGCAAGGCGACAACAAAGACUCCAAGUUCCUCCCAGUCGCCCAAUUCCCUACCAAUGUCCACUUGGACCUCAUUGCCAACAAUAUAAUCGCUGAUCCAUUUAUGGGGAAGAAUGAGAACGAUGUACAAUGGAUAGGCGAAGUACCCUGGAUCUACAAAACCACAUUCCCAUCUCCGUCGCUAUCUGACAAAGAGCGGGCAACUGUCAAGGCAGUUAUUGCAUUCGAUGGACUGGAUACAUAUGCGACGGUUGUUCUGAACGGCAAGGAGAUUCUCAAGACGGAAAGCAUGUUCAUUCCUGAACGGGUGGAUGUGACGACGUUCUUGAAGAAAGAGGGAGACAAUGAGCUCGAGAUCACUUUCGAGAGUGCAUAUCUGAAGGGAUGUGCUAUUGUGGAGAAAUAUCCAGAUCAUCACUGGGGAUGCUGGAAUGGUGAUACUUCUAGAUUGGCUGUUCGAAAGGCGCAAUAUCACUGGGGAUGGGAUUGGGGACCAACUCUCAUGACCUGCGGACCGUGGAGACCAAUCAACCUCGAGAUUUUUUCUUCGAGAAUUUCGGAUCUGUACUUCACAAGCAAUGUUAACGAGUCCUUGAAGUCCGCAGAUUUUGUUGCAAAGGCCGAUAUUGAAGGCUCGGCAACUGAGAUCAAGUUUGAUAUCUCAUUGGACGGGAAGGAAGUGGCAUCCAAGACGGUCACGGCCGAGAAAGGUCACGCUUCUCACAAAUUCACGAUUGAUGACCCAGCUCUGUGGUUUCCGAUUCGUUAUGGCAAGCAACCGCUAUAUACAAUCACUGCGACAAUAGUCGAGGGCAAGUCAGAAAUCGACACGCAAAGCAAGAAGUUUGGCCUGAGACGAGCAGAACUGAUUCAGAGACCAAUGAAUGGCCAGCCAGGAACCACUUUCUUCUUCCAGAUCAACAACGUCCCUGUCUUCUGUGGAGGUAGCGACUGGAUUCCAGCCGACAAUUUCAUCCCUCGAAUCAGUAAGGAGAAAUAUUAUGACUGGGUCAAGUUGGUAGCAGACGGCAACCAGUUCAUGAUCAGAGUAUGGGGCGGUGGUAUUUUCGAAGAGCAGGCAUUCUAUGAUGCUUGCGACGAGCUUGGAAUUCUAGUCUGGCAAGAUUUCAUGUUUGGCUGCGGAAACUAUCCUGCUUUCCCGGAGUACUUGACCCUGGUGAAGACAGAGGCUGAAGAGAACGUGAAACUUCUUCGUCAUCAUCCAUCCAUCGUCAUUUGGGCUGGCAACAACGAAGAUUACCAAUACCAAGAGUCAAUGAAGCUUACCUACGACUUUGAGAAUAAGGAUGCGGAGAGUUGGCUCAAGACUGACUUUCCAGCUCGAUACAUCUACGAGAAGAUCCUCCUCGAUACAUGCAAUGAACUUAUUCCAGACACCUUUUACCACUUCGGUAGUCCAUGGGGUGGCAAAGAUACCACGGAUCCUACCAUCGGUGACCUUCAUCAAUGGAAUGUAUGGCACGGUUCCCAGGAGAAGUAUCAAAACUUCGACAAGCUAGUCGGUCGAUUCGUCUCAGAAUUCGGCAUGGAAGCAUUCCCCAACAUCAAAACCAUCGAAUCUUUCCUCCCCCUCGGCAAAGACGAUCCAGACCGCUUCGCCCAAUCCUCAACCGUCGACUUUCACAACAAAGCCGACGGGCACGAACGCCGCAUCGCUCUCUACCUUGUCGAGAACUUCCGCUACGCCCCGGACCCCCUCGAGCAAUUCAUCUACUCCACCCAACUCAUGCAAGCCGAAUGCCUCGCCAGCGCCUACCGCCUCUGGAAACGGCAGUGGAAAGGGCCCGGCAAGGAAUACUGCGGCGGCGCCCUCGUCUGGCAGAUCAACGACUGCUGGCCCGUCACAUCCUGGGCCAUCGUCGACUACUACCUCCGCCCCAAGCACGCCUACUACACCGUCAAGCGCGAGAUGGCGCCCAUCUCCCUCGGCGUCACACGCAAGGAGCAUCUCAUCCCGAAAGAUAAACACACACGCGCUUACAUCGACAAGAAAACCGAGAUCGAAGUCUGGGGCUCGAAUCUCACGCUUGAGGAUAUCACUGCUGAUGUGGUUAUCAAGGCCUUCGACGUCAUAUCCGGCAAGGAAACGUACUCCAAGACCAUCGAGUCCGCUUUCUCCCUCCCCUCCAACCGCAGCACCGAGAUCGCCGCCUUCCCCGUGCCCGUAUCCAACCCAGGCGAUGAGUCACGCACCGUCGUCGCAGCGUACUUGUAUGCAAACGGCGAGCAGAUCGCGCGGUACAUCAACUGGCCGGAGCCGUUGAAGUAUGUGCAUUUGCAGAAACCGAGGGAGUUGAAGGCUGUGCUGAGCAAGGAUGGGAAGUUUGUGGAGGUUAGUGCCGAGGUGCCGGUUAAGGGGGUGGCGGUCGAGUGUGGGGAUGAGGGGGUGAGGUUUGGGGAUAAUUUGGUGGAUCUUGUUCCCGGGGAGGUGGUUUGUAUUCCUGUUACGGGGGCGGGAAGGGAGACGGUGCUGGAGACGAGGUAUUUGGGGAUGGUUUAG
Molecule: messenger RNA, 2622 nt
Organism: Cadophora gregata
Lineage: Eukaryota; Fungi; Ascomycota; Leotiomycetes; Helotiales; Ploettnerulaceae
Gene: MAN9
Product: Beta-mannosidase B
Exons: 2
Coding region: 1-2622 (873 amino acids)
Biological process (GO): carbohydrate metabolic process; glycoprotein catabolic process
Molecular function (GO): beta-mannosidase activity
Source: RefSeq, a predicted model, not a curated record